Messenger RNA from Kluyveromyces lactis, 1005 nucleotides. RefSeq lists its product as uncharacterized. NCBI's taxonomy places the organism in Eukaryota, Fungi, Ascomycota, Saccharomycetes, Saccharomycetales, Saccharomycetaceae. The record is from RefSeq and is a predicted model, not a curated record. Bases 1 to 1005 code for a protein of 334 amino acids. Gene Ontology annotation, cellular component: cytoplasm. The transcript has a single exon.
AUGAGUUUGAAGACUUUACUGGACCCUCAAGUGAAGACUCAUUUUCUUAACCUUUCUCGGGCAGAAGUUAUAUCCCACCUUCAAGCAUUACAGGAUGGACUGACCAGAUAUUCUGAAAAUCCAACAAUUGUUCCCCCUAGAACCAAGGUUUUUACCCCUCGAGGGGACACUAUGCACAUGUUCAUGCCUGUUGUUGAUGACGUUUAUUGUGGUGUGAAGACUUUGGGUUAUAACGCUAAUUCGAGAGUAGGCUUUGUCGGUGCAAUCAACGUACUAGAACCAACUACAGGGUUGAUCCAAGGUGUUGUCGAUGCAAAACAGGUCACUGGUAUCAGAACUGCAUUGAGUUCUCAUAUCGGUUUGUACAAAGUGAAACACAAAUUUGAUAAUAUUGCGAAGUUGAAUGUCACCGUGUUUGGGACCGGCUUGCAAGCGUUCUGGCAUUCUUUCGUGUGUUCUAAGCUCUUUUCUGAAAAGGAAAUUGAAUUAAACGUAGUUUACAGAUCUAGCCUAUUGGAUGAAGCAGAUUUGCUUGGUUCGUGUAAUAAUGUUAAGAAUAUUAACUAUGUGAAAAGCGACAGUGAAGAAGUAGCUGGGAUUUGUAACAGCAGUCACGUUAUCUUCGGCACUGUCCCCACUUCAUCACCUAGUAUCUUUAAAAAAUUCUUCCAGGAAAGCUCAGAUAUUCCUUUCACUUACAUUGGGUUGAUUGGUAGUUACCAGCCUCAUAUGCAUGAAUGCGACACUGAACUGGUAUCAUUGUUCCAAAAGGAAGAUGCCAAAAUUAUCGUUGAUUCCAAGGAACACACCUUGUUAGAAGCUGGUGAAUUGAUCACUGCAAAAGUUGAACCCUCUCAGUUGAUCGAAAUCGGUCAACUUGAAUCAGUGAGUUCCGUUAAGACAGAAGUACUGGUGGGAUCCAGAUCUAUAACUUUGUCAAAAAUUGUUGGAUUGGCUAUAAUGGAUAUCGUUACAGCCAAAAAAAUUAUCGAGGAUCAUCAUUAA